Molecule: messenger RNA, 2247 nt
Organism: Erythranthe guttata (spotted monkey flower)
Lineage: Eukaryota; Viridiplantae; Streptophyta; Magnoliopsida; Lamiales; Phrymaceae
Source: RefSeq, a predicted model, not a curated record
AUGAAUUACCACACUUACAAGUUUGUAAGGUUUCAGGAUUCGAAAUCGGGGAAAAGUUUUUACGAGCAAACUCCGUCUAAUGGUGGACUGCAACUGGCUAAACUUAAAUCAGCGCUAUCUUCAGUUUCGAGCAAAUUUCAGAGAUGUUUAGAAUCUGGCUCUGAAAGAAUCAAAAAGUUUACGGGAUCCAUAAGAAGCUUCUCUUCCGGAAAGUUCCUAACGGAUGACGAGGGGUCUAGGAAUAAAAUCCUCGAUCCACAAGGAUCGUUUCUGCAGAAAUGGAACAAGAUUUUCGUACUGUCGUGUGUCAUUGCUGUCUCGUUGGAUCCCCUGUUUCUCUACAUUCCCAUUAUCAACAACGACAAAAAAUGCCUUGAUUCGGAUAAAAAUUUGGAAAUAGCUGCAAGCGUUUUACGAUCAUUUACUGAUAUAUUUUACGUCGUACACAUUAUUUUCCAAUUCCGCACUGGUUUCAUUGCCCCUCCCUCGCGUGUAUUCGGGAGAGGUGUUAUAGUUCAAGAUUCCUGGGAAAUAGCAAAAAGAUAUCUGUCUUCCUACUUUCUCAUCGACAUUCUUGCUGUUCUUCCGCUUCCUCAGAUUGUAAUCCUCAUCAUAAUUCCGAAGUUGAAAGGUGCAAGAUCACUCAACACGAAGAAUUUGCUGAAACUCGUGGUGAUCUUUCAAUAUGUACCGAGGGUUCUCCGAGUGUACCCUUUAUAUAGAGAAGUCACUAGAACUUCCGGCAUACUCACCGAAACAGCGUGGGCUGGAGCUGCAUUCAAUCUUUUCCUUUACAUGCUUGCCAGUCACGUAAGAGUGCAUUCGAAGCGUUCAUUUGGGGGUUUAUUAAAUUUAUCCGUCAUUCAUUUUUUGCUAUUUUGUCAGGUGCUUGGAGCCUUCUGGUAUUUAUUUUCAAUAGAACGUGAGACUACUUGCUGGGAGAAAGCUUGUGGGAAUGGAUCUGCAUGCAGAGAAGCUUCAUUUUACUGUGGGGCUGACCACACCGGAUUCAGCCAAAUAUUGAAUGAGUUCUGCCCUGUACGGAAUGCUAAUGCCACACUCUAUGACUUUGGGAUAUUCCUCGAAGCCCUUCAAUCCGGUGUUGUUGAAUCAGAAGAUUUUUCUAAGAAGUUCUUUUAUUGUUUCUGGUGGGGACUGCAGAAUUUAAGCUCCCUUGGCCAGAACCUUCAAACAAGUACCUUCAUCUGGGAAAUCUGCUUUGCAGUUUUCAUAUCUAUAUCUGGCUUGGUGCUAUUUUCGUUUCUGAUUGGAAAUAUGCAGACAUAUCUGCAGUCGACAACACUGAGAUUCGAGGAGAUGAGGGUCAAAAGGCGAGACGCGGAGCAAUGGAUGUCUCACCGUUUGCUUCCCGAUAGUUUAAGGGAGCGAAUCAGAAGCUACGAGCAAUACAAAUGGCAAGAAACCAGAGGUGUCGAUGAGGAGAAUCUUAUUCAUAGUCUCCCCAAAGAUCUCAGGAGAGAUAUUAAACGGCACCUCUGUUUGGCUCUUCUCAAGAGAGUACCAAUGUUUGAGAAAAUGGACGAUCAACUAUUGGAUGCAAUGUGUGACCGUCUCAAACCGGUACUCUACACCGAGGAAAGCUACAUACUGCGAGAGGGUGAUCCAGUUGACGAAAUGCUGUUUAUAAUGCGUGGAAAAUUGUUCACCGCGACAACAAACGGAGGAAGAACUGGGUUUUUCAAUUCAGAUUAUUUAAAAGCCGGAGAUUUUUGUGGAGAAGAGCUCUUAACUUGGGCACUGGACCCCACUUCAUCUUCGAAUCUCCCCAUCUCCACUAGAACCGUGCAGGCCCUAUCUGAAGUUGAGGCGUUUGCUUUAACAGCCGAUGAUUUGAAGUUUGUGGCAUCUCAGUUUCGGAGGCUGCACAGUAAGCAGCUGCGUCAUACGUUUAGGUUUUACUCGCAGCAGUGGAGGACUUGGGCAGCUUGUUUUGUGCAAGCGGCGUGGCGGCGGUACUGCAGGAAGAAACUGGAGGAAUCUCUUCGCUGGGAAGAGAAUCGAUUGCAAGAUGCUUUGACUGAAGGUGGGACGCCAGAUUCUCCAAGUUUGGGUGCGGCGAUGUAUGCCUCUAGAUUUGCGGCUAAUGCGCUUCGAGGUUUGCGGAGUAAUGGUACGGGAAAGAUGAGAAUGAAGCCAGGGAGAAUAUCUCCCAUACUGCUUCAGAAACCGGCUGAGCCAGAUUUCAGUGCCGGCGAUGAAUGAAUAUUAUUUAACUUCGAUUAUUCU